UCCACAUUGAUUUCACGCAUGCGCGCUUUCCGCGCAUGCACAGUCGUUCACAUCGCAUACGUUCUCCAACGGAAAGAUGGCGUCAGUCUCGAAUUAUAGCAGCUACAACCAGGCUGGUGCACAGCAAUCGUAUGGGUCAUACACCACUCCUCCUCCUCAGGGCUAUGGACAAACUGCACAGCAGGGCUAUUCUCAGCAAGAUUAUAGCUCAUAUGCGCAACCCGCAGCUGCACCUGAGUCUACCUACAGUCAGGCAGCGCCCUCUGCUGGAGCGUAUGCACAACAGCAGUAUGGAUCCUCAUAUGGACAAGCAGCAACCACUGCAGCUGCAGCAGCGCCAGCUGCAUAUGCAACAGCACAGCCAGGAGGUUAUAAUCAGCCUGCACAGAGUUAUGGGGCCAGUAGCUACACCAGCUCCACUGCUGCCCCUGCCGCCCAGGCCUCCUAUGGCUCCCAGCCCGGAUACUCCGCCCAGCCGGCCUAUUCCGGCUACAGCCAGCAGCCUGCUGCCUCCGCUCCUCAGAGCUAUAGUGCCACCGGCCAGCCGGCCUACAACCAAGGUGCCUAUUCCCAGGCUGGAGCUUAUUCUCAGCCUCAGGGUGGGUACCAGGCACAGCAGCCAGGCUAUGGGCAACAGCAGCAGAGCAGUUAUGGGCAGGGACAACCACCUCAGCAGGGCCCACCUGCUGCCUACCCGCCGCAGGGAAACAGUUCCUAUGGACAACCUCAGUACAGCCAGCAGGGUGCGUCACAAAAUGAUUACAACCAGCAAAGUCCUUAUAACAGUUACAGUCAGAGUGGUGUGAGCGGUGGCUACCCAGGGUCACAGCAGCGGGGUGGAUACCCAGGAGAUUCCGGCAGAGAUGGUUAUGAUCGUGGAGGUCCUCGGGGGCGUGGGGGUAUGGGCCGCGGAGGCAUGGGCAUCGCUGGAGACAGAGGGGGCUUCAAUAAGCCUGGUGACGGCAUGAGGGGUGGAAUGGAUCGUGACAUGGGGCAUCCAGGAGAGCAGGACUCUGAGAACAGCACCAUCUACAUCACAGGCCUCACUGAAAAUGCCACUCUACCAGAGAUGGCCGACUUCUUCAAACACUGUGGACCGAUACGGAUAAAUCGGCGUUUAAACCAACCAGCCAUAAACAUCUACACAGAUAAAGACACUGGCAAACCAAAGGGAGAUGCCACACUGUCCUAUGAGGAACCUGCUUUUGCCAAAGCUGCUGUUGAACACUUCGAUGGUAAGGAGUUCCAGGGCCGGAGGAUAAAAGUCGCUAUGGCUCGCCGGAAACCCAUGAUGGGGGGUAUGAGAGGAGGAAUGUCAAUGAGAGGUGGCCCUGGGAUGGACCGAGGUAUGGGAAGAGGAGGAGACAGAGGUGGUUUCCCCCCUCGUGGAGGCCCACGAGGUGGAAUGGGUUGGAACGGGCCUCCAGGAGGCAACGUGCAGAAGAGAGCUGGCGACUGGGAAUGUCCCAACCCUGGAUGUGGAAAUCAGAACUUCUCCUGGAGAACAGAGUGUAACCAAUGUAAAGCUCCAAAACCUGAAGGCCUUGGAGGUCCUCCCUUCCCUUCUGCAGGUGGUGAUCGUGGCAGAGGUGGAAUGAGGGGCGGCAGAGGAAUGGAUCGUGGUGGUCCGGGGGGCAUGCGUGGAGGCUGGGGAGGAGAUCGUGGUGGCUUCAGAGGAGGCCGUGGUGGUAUGGACAGGGGUGGAUUCAGAGGAGGCAGCAGGGGUGGUCCUCCCAUGGACAGAGGGGGCAGGAGAGGCAUGGGACCCCCAGGCAAGAUGGAUAUGAGGGAUCAUCGUCAGGAGCGCAGAGAGAGACCCUACUGAGAUCAUUCGUCAAGCAAAAGAAAAUUUACAUAGAGGAAAAAGUUUUAAAAGUUCUUUUUAUUUAUGAUUCCAUAUUUAUACAUGGCUAUCUUUUUUUUUUUUUUUUGGUUGCUUUUCCUUUGUUUUUAAUUUCAGUACCACUUUGUGGUUUUAGUUAAACCUUUAGGUUUCUUUUUUUUUGUAUGCAAUAAUGGCUUUUUUUUCUUUUUAAGAUACUCAGUUGCCCUGUAGUCAUUUUUGGGGAUGUCCGUCUUAAGUGUCUCUCUAUGUAACUAUGUACUUUGAACUGUUUUUAAAAAAAAUAAACUUUUCCACCUCCAA
Molecule: messenger RNA, 2146 nt
Organism: Labeo rohita (rohu)
Lineage: Eukaryota; Metazoa; Chordata; Actinopteri; Cypriniformes; Cyprinidae
Gene: ewsr1b
Product: EWS RNA-binding protein 1b
Exons: 16
Coding region: 77-1825 (582 amino acids)
Biological process (GO): regulation of DNA-templated transcription
Cellular component (GO): nucleus
Molecular function (GO): transcription coregulator activity; RNA binding
Source: RefSeq, a predicted model, not a curated record